GGUGGUACAAAAGGCGGCGACUCAGAAGGAACCCCUCUCCGACCCGUAGUUUCACGCACCGCUCGCCUCCACGUUGCCCGAGGAAAAGCGAAUGCUUCAACACCAAGACAGAGAGAGGGAGAGUUAAUGUCCACACUGAAGUCUGAGAAAAGCAAGAAAAGGGGAGACAACCAGUAGAGAAAAUGAAAGCCCUUCCCUUUCGCCCUCUUUUUUAACUUCAUCUCUUCCAUCCCCCCCUCUCUCUCUGCUCUGAAAGUUCUAUCUUCUUCUUCUCUAUAAGACAGCGCCCCCCUUUCCCUUCCCCAAUUCCAACCCCUCUCUUUCCUGAUGGAGGACAUUCACAUGCAUCAGUUUCCGGCGUUCGGCGAUUGGGACAUGAACGGCAACAUGCCCAUCACUCAGUACUUCGAGUCGGCCAGACAGGCCGGCCUUCAACGGAAGCUCCCCGCCGAUGAGCCUGUUUGGGACCUCUAUGCCCCUGUCCCCACCAUCUACCGUUUCAAGGGGAGCGGAAGGGUGAAGCGGGUGCAGAACGUUACGGAGACGUGGAAGCAGGGGCGAGUCUGCCACGUUGCGACGAGCCCGAUUCCGGCGCCGGUGAGGGCUCCGAAAGCCGUCGACGAAGAUCUUUACAAGAUUCCCUCUGAGCUUCUCCGCAAAAACCGUCGUCGGCGGCUCAAGCUCCUGAGCUUCAUCUCCUCCAUGUUUCGACGCCGCCGCAUAUGCUAUUGAAGAGCGAUGGCUUCCCUCCCGUCCAUGAUCCAUGCAUGAUGACGAUGAUGGUGUUUUCAUCUCGUGCCAUACGUAGAAGACUACAUAUUGCAUGUAUUUAUCGUAUGCUGGUCGGCUGUAUACUUAUUGAUCAGUUCGCAAGCUUGCUUUGAAGUCUUUCUCUCUCUAGAUAUCUGUGUGGUUUUGUGUGGUGGAUGAUGAUGUUGGUAGGAGUGGGAUUCCCCCUACGUACGCCUUCCUUUUCGCAGAAGCAUUUAAGAAAAGGAAUGGAGGAUGAUGAUGCUAGAAGUGCGAUUCCACCUCUGUCUGCUUUCUUCGUUCAAGAAGAAUAUAUCAGGCGAAAGAAUGUAAUACAAAAACAAGCUUGAAAUUAUGUUUAAUGGUUUUUUUAUAA
Messenger RNA from Nymphaea colorata (pocket water lily), 1126 nucleotides. RefSeq lists its product as uncharacterized. The transcript is spliced from 4 exons. Lineage: Eukaryota; Viridiplantae; Streptophyta; Magnoliopsida; Nymphaeales; Nymphaeaceae. Bases 328 to 732 code for a protein of 134 amino acids. The record is from RefSeq and is a predicted model, not a curated record.